GCACAGAAAUUUCUGGAGGACUUCAUGCAAGUACUGUGUUUCUGAGAUUGUAUGAAUUUAAUUAAAUAUUUUGUGCUUUCAGGCCACAAGUAGCUCUAUGUCUUCUUCCCCCAUAAAAUCCUGUCUCCACAUGAGAAAGAAGCUCUUCAGGCUCUCACUGUCGGUUCUGGAGGCUUGUAUGAACAAUUGUGGAAAGCGGUUCCGCAGCGAGGCAGCUAAGUUUCGCUUUCUGAAUGAACUUAUCAAAGUCUUAACGCCAAAGUCCUUUGGCGCGUGGAGUCCACAGAAAGUUAAAGACAGAGUGACGGAGGUCUUCUACGGCUGGACGCUCUGGCUUAAAGAGGAACCUAAGAUUCAGGAAGCCUACAACAUGCUGAAGAAACAAGGCAUCGUGAAGAAGGAUCCCACACUUCCAGACACAGUUGUUAUGGCUCCUCCGCCUCAAAGAACCACAGAGUCUGUUUUUUGAUCAAGACGACAAGGCCAAGAUGUUGGUUAGACUACUGAGGAGUGGCCAUCCUGAAGACCUGGAAACCGCCAACAGGCUCAUUAAAAGCACCAUCCAGGAGGCGAGGAGCACUGCAGCACUGCUGGUCCUCAUAUUUGAUUUAAUGGUGGUAUGGAUGAAUCUUUGGAUGAAUCUUCGGUUGUGUCUUAGGAGCAGGAAAAGGCUGAGAAAGUGUCAAAGCGAGAGUCAACCCUGAUGGAGGUUGAGAGCAGCACCAACCAGCUGAGAGAGCUUCUGUAUCAGCACAUCGAUAAUGAAACCUCGUUACAAACCAGUGAUGACGUGAAGGCAUGUUGCGUUUCAAACUGAUGUUUGUUAAUAAUAUCCGACUGUUAACAACAAAAAUUACUUACCAGAGUCUUACUCCACCCACACUUCUUUUUUGAUAUUUCAUCACUGUUUUGGGUCUGUUACAGAUCUUGGCUGAACAUUUGUUAUUUUAUUGUAAAUUUCAGAUAUGCCAUGUAUUUAAAAUGUUCAAAUAAGUGUAACCGUCAGUACUGUUAUGACAUAUUUCCAUUAACACUAACAAGCUUCCGGUUUCACUCUGUAACCAGUUGCCACCCUCAGUUAGGCUGUCCCCAUAUCUGCCGGUCUUUAAGAGUUGCCUAAAACCCCACCUCCUCCGCUCGACGUUCCCCUGAACGUGUUUGAGGUCGGCCUUCUUUUUUGUUGAUUUUAUUUCCCUGUUUUCAUUGGUGUUUCUAUCCCUUGUUUUAUCCAUUUGUUUCUACUUUUAAAUGUUUUACCUUUUUUGCACUAUUUGAAUUGCUUUUAUUAUCUAUUUAUUCAUUGUGUUUCACAUUUCUUAUGUACUGUGUUCAGCGCCUAGGGCUUCCUGACAGGGUUUCGGAAGGCGCUUUAUAAAUAAAGCUCUGAUUGAUUGAUUUGAUUUACCUUGACAUUCUGACCAUAAACAUUAAAUUGCUCACUCUUGCAGUUUUAAA
Nothobranchius furzeri (turquoise killifish) is the source of this 1455-nucleotide messenger RNA. The record is from RefSeq and is a predicted model, not a curated record. Lineage: Eukaryota; Metazoa; Chordata; Actinopteri; Cyprinodontiformes; Nothobranchiidae.